Molecule: messenger RNA, 1164 nt
Organism: Phyllostomus hastatus (greater spear-nosed bat)
Lineage: Eukaryota; Metazoa; Chordata; Mammalia; Chiroptera; Phyllostomidae
Product: leucine-rich repeat transmembrane protein FLRT2-like
Exons: 1
Coding region: 40-1164 (374 amino acids)
Molecular function (GO): protein binding
Source: RefSeq, a predicted model, not a curated record
UUUCCCCACCACUUUGUAUUUGAUUUGUGUACUUCAGCAAUGGGCGUACAGACCACACAGUGGCCCAGCCAUGGGGCUUUUUUCCUGAAAUCUUGGCUUCUCAUUUCUCUGGGGCUCUCCUCACAAGUGUCAAAACUCCUGGGGUGCCCCAGUGUCUGCCGCUGCGACAGGAACUUUGUCUACUGUAACGAGCGAAACUUGACCUCAGUGCCUCUUGGGAUCCCGGAGGGUGCAACCACCCUCUACCUCCAAAACAACCAAAUUAAUAAUGCUACAUUUCCUGCAGAACUGCACAACAUGCAGUCAGUGCACACGGUCUACCUUUACGGCAACCAACUGCAAGAAUUCCCCAUGAACCUUCCUAAGAAUGUUCGAGUUCUCCAUUUGCAGGAAAACAACAUUCAGACCAUCUCACGGGAAGCCCUUGCUCAGCUCUUGAAGCUUGAAGAGCUAUACCUUGAUGAAAACUUUUUAAGGACAGAGCAAGUGGAAAUUGGGGCUUUUUGGGAGGCUAUUAGCCUCAAGUUGCUGUUUCUGUCCAAGAAUUAUCUGAACAGAGUACCCUUUGGGCUUCCUAUGAACUUGCAAGAGCUGAGAGUGGAUGAUAACCGAAUCACUGUCAUAUUAGAUGUGGAGUUAGAGCAUCUCCCAAGCUUGGAGCGUCUGAUUUUGGACGGGAAUCUCCUGACCAGCAAAAGCAUUGCUGAGGGCACCUUCAGGCAUCUCACCAAGCUCAAGGAAUUGUCACUCGUAAGGAAUUUGCUCUCCUACCCCCCAGCUGGCCUCCCAAGUACGCAUCUGCUCCGGCUGUAUCUGCAGGACAACCAGAUAAACCACAUCCCCCUGACAGCCUUCUCCAACCUCCGUAAGCUGGAGCGGCUGGAUAUAUCCAACAACCAGCUGCGUGUGCUGACUCAAGGGGUCUUUGACUCUCUCUCCAACCUGAAACAGCUCACUGCUCAGAAUAACCCUUGGUUUUGUGACUGCCGUAUUAAAUGGGUCACAGAAUGGCUCAAAUACAUCCCUUCAUCUCUCAAUGUCCGAGGUUUCACGUGCCAAGGUCCUGAGCAAGUCCGCGGGAUGGCUGUCAGGGAGCUGAACAUGAAUUUUUGUGGUGUCUUUACCAGAGCCCCUAGUACAGCUUCUGACAGAGCAGUGGGGUAG